AUGGUAGUGGCGAUAGGCUUGGACAUUUUGCCAUGGUCUAUGCUGCUGGGCUUGGCCAGGCAGUCUCCAGUGGCAGAGCCACAAGUCCACAUCCAAGAACGAUCGGCGAGACCAGUGCCAUUGGCAGGUCAAAGCGCUGUUGCAGUGCUUGUGACUGGUGAUGUCGGCGGAUUUCGGCGCCAGCAGAGACAGCUUGCCGAGCACGACUCUGGCCUUGAGAGUGUGGAAGCCAUCAUCGUAGGUCUUGCAGACGUCUUGCUUGAGAACUUGACGGUCGCCGAAGUCGGCGUCAACGCAUUCCUUGGCCAUGGCACCGCGGACGUAGAUGCGGUCACGUUUGUGAUUGGUGGUGUCCAUGGUGUUGUCGACAGCGGACAAGUUCUGAGAGAUUGCUCCAACCACGAGAGUGGAGACGGCGAAAACUUUCGUCGUGACAGUCAGCAAGUGCACAAAAGAGUGGAGAGCUUCAUGUUGGAUGAUGGGUGCGUUGUUGUGAUUGUUAUUGCGGUGGAUGUCUGAUGAACAAGCGUG
Aureobasidium pullulans EXF-150 is the source of this 531-nucleotide messenger RNA. RefSeq lists its product as uncharacterized. The record is from RefSeq and is a predicted model, not a curated record. The coding region runs from base 1 to 519 and encodes 172 amino acids. NCBI's taxonomy places the organism in Eukaryota, Fungi, Ascomycota, Dothideomycetes, Dothideales, Saccotheciaceae. The transcript is spliced from 3 exons.